This is a messenger RNA of Cottoperca gobio, 2478 nucleotides long. RefSeq lists its product as uncharacterized. The record is from RefSeq and is a predicted model, not a curated record. The transcript has 21 exons. Bases 145 to 2043 code for a protein of 632 amino acids. Lineage: Eukaryota; Metazoa; Chordata; Actinopteri; Perciformes; Bovichtidae.
UUCUACCUGGUUUUCCAACCGCCAAUAAAGCCAACAAAGAAGAAAACAAACGUCUCUUCCGGUGAUGGUGAGAUUGGAAAACUCCGGGCGCCAAAAACUAUUUAUUUAUUUUGAUUGAUUAAACUAUCAACAAAGACAUUUCCGAUGUGUACGACGGUUGGCACUGAAGAAAUCAUCAUCCUCAGUGAUGAUGAAGACUGUGAAGAUGACAUAUCAUGCAAUGAACCCUCUGUUCUCAUCGUGGAGGUGGAGGAUGUGAAGAAGAGCGGCGGUGCUGUACCUCCCAGUGCUCUGGACGAAGACCUGGUCAUUACCUUCUCCCGCCGCGCUGAGGUGCUGCCUCACGCGCGCUAUGACUGUCCCAUACAUCCUUUCACGCCUACAGAUUGUGAGAUCGGAGCUCCGGUGGCCGCUAACCAGCUCAUGUGUGAUCAGUGCUUCUGCUACAUCUGUGACAAGCUGGCCUCAUCGUGUGAAAUGUGGUGUCACAGCGGCGUGUGUCACUGCAACAGCCACAAAAGGAGCGAAUUCUGGAGCAACCACAGAAACUGCUCUUUGCUUGGAGGACUGAAGACUUUCAACCUCACUCUGUCUGAUAUAGAUUCUCACCUCCGACAAGCAGAGAUGAUGCUGCACAGCUUCAGACUAAGCCUCGCUACACAGUUCUCUUCCUUCCUGAUGGGAAACAUGCUGGAGCAGUACGGCGUGAGCCAAUCGAUCCAGAAAUGUCGCGUCUUCGAUUACACACCCGUGUACGAGUUUGUGUCGUCCUUCCUGAACAAAGCAGAUAAACAGGACGACAGAGCUGCUGCCAUCAUGAGACUAGGAGCUGCUGAGAACUUUCUUCUUCAUUUUCAUGUCUCAGGGACUUUCAUCUUACAGUCUCCCAUGGCUAAUGCUGCUGAAGCCAAACUGGUGUUACUGCAGAGGGUAAUAGCGUCCGUGCAGAGACAGAUGGUGAUGGCUGAUUUUACACCAGAGUUCAUCCACAAACUGCAGGACUUUUACAAGAGGUUCAAUUUCCCCACUGAGCUGAAGAGCAUGAAGAACAGCCUGACUGUUCGUCUUUGGGAUGAUGUCCUGCUGGUGUCUGUGCUGAAGGGGCAGAACGUGUCGGGCAUCCGUAAAGACAAAGGCAAGAAGGACGUUCUAGUUGAACAGUUUGCUGUAGUUCUACUGAGAACAGAACUACUACAGCAACAGCACAGAUAUAGAGAAUUGUGUCGCUACCUACGUGUUGUCGAGACUGACGAUUCCAAACUUAGCCUCCAGAAGGUACAAGACCUCAUCCCGUUCUUCAUGUGCAUGGCCGGGGAUUUAGGGUCCGCUCUGAGCAGUUUGCUCCCCUCAGUGAACGCCCCCGCCUCCCGCUUCACGCCACAACUCUUCCUCUUUUAUCUCCGCGUCUUUAAAACGGCAACAGCACCAAAGCUGGCGGUCAGUCAGCCAGCACAGCUCUGCUCUACAGACGCAGCGUGGGAGCCAAUUAAAGAUGCCGUGCCACUGAGUCAUGUUCCUCUGGUGAGGUUUGCUCUCAGGGUUCAGAGAUGCUGCUCUGCCGUCUUCACUGACUCUCAGUGUUGGACCACUUUACUCGCAGUCGUCAACACACUCGCGCCUCUGCAAGACCCGAGCCCACAGUUCCUACAGGAAGCGAAGGAUGUUGUGACUUCAAUACUGAACGACCAGCACGGGUCAAACAUACAGAUCCCGCGAUUCUUUCAGACGGUGUACCCAGAUCAGGCCAUGUUGCUGUUGGUAACCGGGGCUUUAUGUUUGCGAAUCCUUAGUGCUCCUCUGAGUCCGGCCCUCCCUGUGCUCAAUACAUUUAAGGAGAACGUGUGGGCUCUCGGGUGGCUGUGGGGCAGUUUGUCGUCCAGCCCAGAACGCCUCCGAUCCUUCUUACUGGAGAUCUCGAAAGAGAUGGAAAGCACGACAGAUGGGGAUCAUUUGUUACCCUUUCUUUGCACCACUGUAUCCACUUGGUCUUCUCCAACAGACAACUGGGACCAGCAGUCCAGUGGACCUUUAAACUAUCUGUAAAGGGAAGGCUCAGUGUCAGCUGCCUGAUCCUCUUUCCCAUUACUGGCUCCAUUUGCACAUAAAACAACCAAACUCCGGAUUCCAUGUGGAUGUUCCUGUCAAACACUGAAUCUGCAGCGCCGUCCUCUAGACUGAGCCGAGUACAGUGGAGAGCUGGAGGAGCGGCGGAUUAAUGUGCGUCUGAGUUUUUAUACAGACGUCAGAAUAAACCUGGACAGAGACUUCAAGCACAUCCUCAGUGUUAACCAGCAUUUAUUAACAUUAUAAAGACACUUUAUGUUGCAUAAUUCUUUAAUGCUUUGAUCUGAGUUUAGUAUGUUGGAUGGUCUAAAAUGUAAUUCUGCACUGUGGGAUUUGCUUACAUUUUAUUGAUAUCUACUUUUGUUACAAAUGCAAUCAUGUAAUGUUGGUAAAUAAACAGAAAAUGCAACUGUA